GGGUGCCGACUCGAGUUAUUUCGGUUCUCUUGCGAUCGGAACACCGCCAGUCUCAUUCGACGUCAUCCUAGACACCGGAUCCGCCGACCUCUGGGUUGCAAGUAGUACUUGCAACCAAGGAUGUGAUUCAAUGGCCAAAUUCGACUCCGGAGCUUCGUCUUCCUUCACAAACAGGAGCACGCCUUUCUCGAUAACUUACGGAAGCGGUGCUGCGGCCGGCAAUCUGGGCUCGGAUGUAGUCCAAAUGGCCGGCUUUUCCGUAGCAAAUCAGGUCUUCGGAGUCUGCGACCAAGCGACAAAAGGAUUGCUCACCAGUCCCGUGUCGGGCCUUCUCGGUCUCGCCUGGCAAGCGAUCGCUUCGUCUCGGGCACCUCCUUUCUGGGAAACACUUGUGUCCGGUGGAUCAUGGGACUCUCCAGUCAUGGCCUUUCAGUUGACGAGAUUUCUGAACCAGUCUCGAAGUGGUAAUCUCCAGGCUGGGGGAUCGUUUACGAUGGGAUUCGUCAACAACUCGCUUUACACUGGCCAAAUUGAAUAUAUCAAUAUGCCCACCGCCUUCAACUCGUAUUGGACGCUUCCCAUUACUGACAUCACAGUCCAAGGCGCAUCGAUUUCGAUGUCGUCUGGAACAAGCGCUUAUGCUGCGAUCGAUUCGGGUACUACCCUGGUCGGAGGACCGGCAGAAGACAUCGCCAAUAUCUACGCUCAGAUCCCUGGAUCGUCUCCUGGAACGGGGAGCUUCUCAGGUUACUAUCUGUACCCAUGCAACACGGCAGUCUCCGUGUCGAUCUCCUUUGGUGGACGCAGUUGGUCUGUUAGUCCGGCCGAUUUCGAGCUCCAGGAAAUACAACAAGGCACUUGCUUGGGAUCGUUUUUCACUCUUCAGACCGGAAACGGGGCUCCCUCGUGGAUCCUUGGCGAUACAUUCAUGGUAUGAAUGCUCAGCUGCAAAUGUGCGAUUUUGAAGCUAAGGGAUCAUGAUAGAAAAACGUUUACUCCGUCUUUCGCUAUAACCCUCCGUCUGUCGGCUUCGCGACAUUGUCCGACACUGCCCUAGCCAUGAACGAUGACGUCAAUCUGAACGUGCCAUCCCCGACGAUUGGCUCUGUUUCUGCCGCAGCGACUGCCGCAGUCAACGGGCACAAGAGCGGCGCCAUUUUCUCCCGACAGACUUCUGUUAUCGCCAUCGCGGCAGCUGCUAUCGGACCAUUGCUAUACACGUUUUGUUAGAGUGGACUGCACUAAUUCCAAUGUAGCAUAGCACAUAUACUUAGCCUCGUCAUAUCUAUAUCUUCCAUCCAACCCACAUCACAUACGGAUUGUCAGCCGCAAAUCCCGGUUCGACGCGCCAUAUCUCCCAAUUGCCAAGAGACAGCCAGCCCUCCAAGAAUGCCCGGGUCACAUCAUCCGCACGCAGUUCCAUGACCACCAGGACGAGAGAACCAGAGUGAUCGAUGGCCGAGAGCAACGGUCCCACUAGUGAUGGAUGGUAGAUGCAGUCUACGAUCAGGACGAGAUCGACGGGAGGAUUAUGGGGAGGAAACACGAGAUUCCGUCGGGAGGCCGCAGUAGAGUGUAAAGUCUCCCAAUUCAGUUCCUCGACGCGAACAUUGGCGAGAUUUAGAGUGGCAUUCUUCCGUAUCAGAGGCAAAAGUUCGGCAAUAUCUGUCGCCGUGUAAUGAUGAACGAAUCGAGCAAGUACGACACUCAGUAGACCAGUCCCAGAUCUAGCGACCAGUCAUCAAUAGAGCAGUCGUACUCGGGAGCAGUCACCCAAG
Messenger RNA from Mycena citricolor, 1778 nucleotides. The record is from the annotation of a GenBank genome assembly. Lineage: Eukaryota; Fungi; Basidiomycota; Agaricomycetes; Agaricales; Mycenaceae.